Molecule: messenger RNA, 713 nt
Organism: Anoplopoma fimbria (sablefish)
Lineage: Eukaryota; Metazoa; Chordata; Actinopteri; Perciformes; Anoplopomatidae
Gene: rec114
Product: REC114 meiotic recombination protein
Exons: 6
Source: RefSeq, a predicted model, not a curated record
GACAGUAAACUCCUGCAACGUUAGUGGAAAUGGCCGCCAGUCAGGUGUGGAGGUUAACGCGCUAUGGGCGCUUCACUCCAGGCUCUACAGGGGGAAGCCCUGGAAGGUAACUGAAACGUGACGUAUUUGAGGCAAAUGGCAAUAAACCAGACAUUUUCCUUACAAUUGUGGAAUAUGGAUACUUGCUAGUAAUGCAAGGACAGGAGAGCUUGGAUACAAUCCCUUUACUCUGUGGAUCGGAUUUUCUCAAAGUACACCAGAAAUCUGAUAACCUGAUGCUUCGAUAUAAUGUGGAGGGAGAGAGCCGCAUGAUGAGGAUGCAGUUUGAUGGAAGUAGCAGGGCAGAGGCAAUAAAGGAGUGUUCAAGUGCUGUGGAAAAACUGACGAAGUACAUGUCUGUCACCACUCAGGAUGACACCCCACUGCCCCCUAAUCAGUUCCCCGCUGAGGUCUCCGCACCAGUGAUACAGACUUGGCAGGGAAAGGCUGUGGAAGUUGAUCCUGAGGUUGUCCAAGGAUCAUUGUCCAUCAAGCGUCUUACCCAGCACAUCUUGGGAGAGACUGUUGUGACUCUACCUCAAGUAUAUCGCCACGGUUCUUUGGCUCAAGGUGACUUGGAGCCCAUCCUGCGCGUGUGUCUGCUGGAUCCCAGCUUUCAUGCAUUUGUGGAGAAAGUGGAGGGGGAGCUGAGGAAACUGCUCAACAACAGCUGA